This is a messenger RNA of Rangifer tarandus platyrhynchus (Svalbard reindeer), 621 nucleotides long. The record is from the annotation of a GenBank genome assembly. Lineage: Eukaryota; Metazoa; Chordata; Mammalia; Artiodactyla; Cervidae.
AUGCCCUUUCUGGCCCUGGCGCCCGGUCCCGGGUCUCAGGCCCCCGUGCGCCCCCCGGCCGCCGCUCUCCGGACCCUGAGACCCCUGUGCCUGGCCCAGCCCCUCGUUUGUGGAGGGCAGGCCCACCCGCUACACAGGGGCCAGUGGGCAGAGCCCAGGCCCAGGGAAGGCGGGGAGCUGACCGACACCAUCGCCACCGAGGGUCUGAGCAAGCCCAGGGUUGGGCCGUGGGGCCGUCCACAGCAGGGCCCCCCACCUUCCUCCGCAGCCCAGCCUCGUCCAGUGACUUUUCUGGGCUCCCUCGUAGAGGGAGGGUGGGCGGGCUCGGCCCCGGGCCAGGCUGCCCCUGCCCAGCAGGAGGCCAGGGACUCAGGGAGGCCACGUGAGGCUGCCCAGGAGAUGGUGCCCACCCACUCAGUGACCCCGGGUGACCUGGGGCUGCAGACGCUGGCAGGGUUGAGGGGCUCGAGGGCCGACAUCUCCACCCACAGCCCGCUGCCCCUGCACCGCAGGCCUCCAGCCUCUGCCAGCCCUGCCACCGCCACCCGCUCCAGCCAGGCCGCGAGGGAGACUCAAUUUGAAGCUGUCCCCCACGAGAUGGAUUUCGAGGCGGCUGGCUAA